UCAUCCCGGAGACCGAAAAAAGCAGGAGACGGUGGGUGGAGUACAGGAAGAGCUGCUGUCCCCGAAAAUCUCUCCGAUCAUGGGCGAAAUCUAACAAUCCGUCGACCACCGCUGCUUUUUCCUCCUCCUUCUCCGGACCAGAGGCUGCGGACGUUUGUGCUCCUUUUUUUUUCUGGAUCGAAUCGGGGGUUGAACCGAACAUCGAAGAGAAGAUGUCUCGGGGAGUGAUCCAGCCCAGCCAGCAGAAGCUGGCUGAAAAGCUCACCAUCCUCAACGACAGAGGCAUCGGGAUGUUGACCCGAGUUUACAAUAUCAAAAAGGCAUGUGGCGACCCGAAGGCCAAGCCCUCCUACCUGGUCGAUAAGAACCUGGAGUCUGCAGUUAAAUUCAUCGUCAGGAAGUUUCCCGCCGUGGAGACGCGGAACAAUAACCAACAGCUGGCUCAGCUGCAGAAGGAGAAGUCAGAGAUUCUGAAGAACUUGGCUCUCUACUACUUUACCUUCGUAGAUGUCAUGGAAUUCAAGGAUCACGUCUGUGAGCUGCUCAACACCAUCGACGCCUGCCAGGUCUUCUUUGAUAUCACGGUGAACUUCGACCUGACCAGGAACUACCUGGACCUGGUGGUGACGUACACGACCCUGAUGAUCAUUCUGUCUCGCAUCGAGGAGAGGAAGGCCAUCAUCGGCCUGUACAACUACGCCCACGAGAUGACGCACGGCGCCAGUGACAGGGAAUACCCGAGGCUGGGCCAGAUGAUCGUGGAUUACGAGAACCCUUUGAAGAAGAUGAUGGAGGAGUUCGUCCCACAUGGAAAGUCGCUAUCAGACGCUCUGAUCAGCCUUCAGAUGGUUUAUCCCCGGAGGAAUCUGUCUGCUGACCAGUGGAGGAACGCCCAGCUGCUGUCGCUCAUCUCCGCUCCCUCCACCAUGCUCAACCCCGCCCAGUCGGACACGAUGCCGUGUGAAUACCUGUCGCUGGACACGAUGGAGAAGUGGAUUGUCUUCGGCUUCAUCUUGUGCCACGCGGUGCUGAACAGCGACGCGACGGCUCUGUCGUUGUGGAAGCUGGCGCUGCAGAGCUCCACCUGCCUCUGUCUGUUCAGGGACGAAGUCUUCCACAUCCACAAGGCCGCCGAGGACCUGUUCGUGAACAUCAGAGGAUACAACAAACGCAUCAACGACAUCAGGGAGUGCAAAGAACAGGCCUUGUCUCACGCAGGCUCCAUGCACCGAGAGAGACGCAAGUUCCUCAGAUCGGCUCUGAAGGAGCUGGCGACCGUUUUAGCCGACCAGCCCGGACUGCUGGGUCCAAAGGCGCUGUUCGUGUUCAUGGCGCUGUCGUUCGCCCGUGACGAGAUCAUCUGGCUGCUGCGACACGCAGACAACAUCCAGAAGAAAAGCACAGAUGACUUCAUCGACAAACACAUAGCGGAGCUGAUCUUCUACAUGGAGGAGCUCAGAGCUCAUGUCAGGAAGUACGGCCCUGUGAUGCAGCGAUACUACGUCCAGUACCUGUCCGGGUUCGAUGCUGUGGUGCUGAAUGAGCUGGUGCAGAACCUGUCUGUGUGUCCAGAGGAUGAAUCUAUAAUCAUGUCUUCAUUUGUCAACACGAUGACGUCCCUCAGUGUCAAACAAGUGGAGGACGGAGAGGUGUUUGACUUCAGAGGGAUGAGGCUGGACUGGUUCAGGCUACAGGCGUACACCAGCGUCUCUAAAGCCAGCCUCGGCAUCGCCGAUCACAAGGAGCUCGGAAAGAUGAUGAACACUAUCAUCUUCCACACAAAGAUGGUGGACUCGCUGGUGGAGAUGCUGGUGGAGACGUCGGACUUGUCCAUUUUCUGUUUCUACAGCCGAGCGUUUGAGAAGAUGUUUCAGCAGUGCUUGGAGCUUCCAUCGCAGAGCCGACACUCCAUCUGCUUCCCUCUGCUCUGCACACACUUCAUGUCCUGCACACACGAGCUCUGUCCCGAGGAGCGCCACCACAUAGGAGAUCGAAGCCUGUCGUUGUGUAACAUGUUCCUGGAUGAAAUGGCCAAACAGGCCAGAAACCUGAUCACCGACAUCUGCACCGAGCAGUGUACACUCAGCGACCAGCUGCUUCCGAAACACUGCGCCAAAACCAUCAGCCAGGCCGUGAACAAGAAGAGCAAGAAGGCGACGGGGAAGAAAGGCGAGCCGGAGAGGGAGAAGCCGGGCGUGGAGAGCAUGAGGAAGAACAGACUACUGGUCACCAAUCUGGAUAAACUCCACACAGCGUUGUCCGAACUCUGCUUCUCCAUCAACUACGUUCCCAACCUGGUGGUGUGGGAGCACACGUUCACGCCGAGGGAGUACCUCACCUCGCACCUGGAGAUCCGAUUCACCAAGUCCAUAGUGGGGAUGACCAUGUACAACCAGGCCACCCAGGAAAUAGCCAAGCCCAGCGAGCUGCUGACCAGCGUCCGAGCCUACAUGACGGUGCUGCAGUCCAUAGAGAACUACGUCACCAUCGACAUCACCCGAGUCUUCAACAACGUGCUGCUGCAGCAGACGCAGCACCUGGACAGCCACGGGGAGCCCACCAUCACCAGCCUUUACACCAACUGGUACUUGGAAACGUUGCUCCGUCAGGUCAGCAACGGACACAUCGCCUACUUUCCCGCCAUGAAGGCCUUCGUUAACCUGCCCACGGAGAACGAGCUGACUUUCAACGCCGAGGAAUACUCAGACAUCUCCGAGAUGCGCUCUCUGUCGGAGCUGCUGGGGCCGUACGGGAUGAAGUUUCUCAGUGAGAGCCUGAUGUGGCACAUUUCAUCUCAGGUCGCUGAGCUGAAGAAACUGGUGGUGGAGAACAUGGAGGUGCUGACCCAGAUGAGGACGAGCUUCGACAAACCGGACCACAUGGCCGCGCUCUUCAAGAAACUCACAUCCGUGGACAGUGUUUUGAAGAGGAUGACCAUCAUCGGCGUCAUCCUGUCUUUCCGCUCUCUGGCUCAGGAGGCUCUGAGAGACGUGUUGUCCUGUCAUAUUCCCUUCCUGGUCAGUUCAGUGGAGGACUUCAAGGAUCACAUCCCCCGAGAGACGGACAUGAAGGUGGCCAUGAAUGUUUACGAGCUGUCGUCGGCAGCGGGGUUGCCCUGCGAGAUCGACCCGGCGCUGGUGGUCGCUCUGUCCUCUCAGAAGAGCGAGAACAUCAGCCCAGAGGAGGAGUACAAGAUCGCCUGCCUGCUGAUGGUGUUUGUGGCCGUUUCCUUGCCGACGCUCGCCAGCAACGUGAUGUCGCAGUACAGCCCCGCCAUCGAAGGCCACUGUAACAACAUCCACUGCCUGGCCAAAGCCAUCAACCAGAUCGCUGCUGCUCUCUUCACCAUCCACAAGGGAAGCAUAGAGGACCGUCUGAAGGAGUUCCUGGCUCUGGCGUCGUCCAGCCUGCUGAAGAUCGGUCAGGAGACGGACAAGAUGACGACACGUAACAGAGAAUCUGUGUAUCUGCUGCUGGACAUGAUUGUGCAGGAGUCUCCCUUCCUGACCAUGGAUCUGCUGGAGUCCUGCUUUCCCUAUGUCCUGCUGCGAAACGCCUACCACGCCGUCUACAAACAGAGCAUCAGCGCCAACGCAUAGAUACACACACACACACUACAUCAGCGCUCGUGUGUCGCACAGCAAACGCACACUACCGGCAUUACACUAAAACAAAACAAACUAAACACACUAAACUAUGCCUACAACGCCUCAACGUACCAUCUGACGACAAGCAGCGUCGGCGGCGACACGCCGACACACUAAACGCGUAGCAUUUAAACUCAAAAUCCAGAACAAAUGCACUAAACAGAGCUCAACAGAAAAACACAGACGUGAACAAACACAGACACACACUAGCUGGACGAAGUUGGGGGAUCAGUGUCUUUACUUUAAUCAUUGUACCUUUUCCAUGAUGUUGCCAGGGACCAUAACCAUAGCAACACAUUAAUAUACAAGAUGUUUGGUUGGUAUAAAAGAACAAAAAUAUAAAUAUAUAGUAUAUAUAUAGUUGACACUAAUUUUCUUUUUCUUUUUCUUUUCUUUAUUUUUUUUUUCCAAUGAAAGUUUUGAGACUUUUGGUGGCCAGCUGACUAUGUGGUGAUGGAUUUGGAUGCUUACUUUGGGAAUGAUUCUGAUGUGAUGUUGGGUUUUGGGCUGAGGAUUCCUGUGUUGAUACUGAGAGACAUGUUGCUCGUUCAUGUAAGUUUAUAUCCAGACACUGACGGACAAACACACACACACACACACACACACACACAGGCAGACACACACACACACACACUUGUAUAACAUGGUGAUGUUUUCUUUCUUUUUUUCUAGCUAGUCGUAACAUGAGCUUUUUGUGGGUAAAGAUAUAAUAUCUGUAUUCUACUUUGAUGUGAACUGAACUUGUCUGUUUUUAAUGUUUAUGUUUUGUUAUUUUUAUGACGAUUUGCCAAAUGUGUCGACACUAAAACAAACAAACAAACAAAAAAAAACAAGCGGUUGUGUAUCAGGGCUUGGAAGCGGUGGAGUGUUUGGGUGUUAACGGGGUGAUUUAGACGCUGAUUCUGCAGCAGCUCAGACAAUAACGGUCAAACGAGAACUUUUACAGCUAAACCUGCAGAUUUCCUCCUUCAGCUGCUGUCGGCCAACUCUCCCCAUCAGGUGAAGCUCCAGUAGGCGCCACAGAAACAAACCUAAUUUAUGUGAUCUUUAAUCUUCAGUUCUAUCAACUUGUUCUUUCUCACCUGUAAAUUGGAGGUUCAGCAGCUGUGGAGAGUUUGACCAUCGACACUCCUUCGUUAGAUUAAGAAAAAAAAACAUCUUUAACUUUAAUAGGAAGUAAAUUAAACCAAGCCACUUAAUCCUGAUCGAUCUCAGACCUGCGAACGUCUGCAAAAACAAAACAAACCUGGAGCUGCAAUAAGACAGAAGAUAAAUAUAUAUAUAUGUAAACACUCUUGGUGAUGUUUUCAGUGAUGCGGGGGGGAAACAAUCCACCGAUGGACUUUUUAUUUUUCUCCCACGUUUCUGUUUGACGGUUGUGCGGGACCUUUUCAAAGGACAGACGGACAACUUUUACAAAGUGCAGUCUGGUUUCUUUUUUUUUUAUUUCUGAGACUUGGCGAAGGGCGGCGUACCGAGACACGACCACCGGCCCUCCGAUCAUGUGUUACUAACACCAGGGUUCUGUCUCCGAGCUCAUCCUGCACACGGCUCCGGCUGCUCAAAGUUAAAGUUGUGGCCACAGCCGGAGGUGAGAGGGCGUUCACAGGAGUCUGGUGAACACACUCCACAGUGGAAGUGGUUUUCCUGCAGCCCGUCGUGUGCGUCGUGACCAGACGGAGACAGAACCGUGGACACGUUCUGCCAUUUGACGUGGAAUGAUUGCUGUUUCCUUUCUAACCUCCUUUUUGUGUCUCUGAUUCCACCGUGUAACUUAAAAUGACAUGAAUAAAAUAAACUUUAGGGCUGUGUCAGA
Stegastes partitus (bicolor damselfish) is the source of this 5463-nucleotide messenger RNA. RefSeq names its product NCK-associated protein 1 (gene nckap1). The transcript is spliced from 31 exons. The coding region runs from base 213 to 3599 and encodes 1128 amino acids. The record is from RefSeq and is a predicted model, not a curated record. Lineage: Eukaryota; Metazoa; Chordata; Actinopteri; Pomacentridae. Gene Ontology annotation, biological process: cortical actin cytoskeleton organization; cell projection assembly; neuron projection morphogenesis. Gene Ontology annotation, cellular component: SCAR complex.